AUCUCAAGCAGGGUGGAGAGAGGCCUGUCAGUAAUCCAUUCAUCCAUUCAAUUAUAAAGAGCCCGGCCCGAAUAUAAUUGCUGACUGCAGCCAUACAAUCUCCUCUACGUCGACCAACUGAUUCUGCAGCCAUGUCUCUCUUCGCCCCAUAUCCCGACCCUCCCAGUGCAUUGGGACGCUUGAGGGUACUCAGCCCUAACGCAGCCAUUCGCGUAUCUCCUCUAUGUCUUGGAACAAUGACUUUUGGAACAGCCUGGAGCGAAAACAUGGGCGACAUGACCAAAGAGACCGCUUUUGAGAUCAUGGAUCUCUUCUUCAAGCAAGGUGGAUCGUUCUUUGAUACCGCUAACAACUACCAAUCCGAAGAGAGCGAGACCUGGAUUGGCGAAUGGAUGGCCGCCCGCAAGAACCGCGAUCAAAUCACACUUGCUACGAAGUAUACGAGCCCAUACAACACCCAUGACAAGUCCAUUGGCAUUCAUGCCAAUUUCACGGGCAAUCACGUCAAGUCACUACGUCUCUCUGUCGCAGCCUCGCUAGCCAAGCUCAAGACUGACUACAUUGAUCUUCUUUACGUUCAUUGGUGGGAUCAUACUACUUCUAUCCCUGAGCUCAUGCAGUCGUUGAAUCAGCUAAUUACCGCUGGCAAGGUCCUCUAUCUUGGCAUUAGCGACACUCCGGCAUGGAUUGUCGUCAAGGCAAACAUGUACGCCGAGGCACACGGCUUACGUGGCUUUAGCGUGUACCAAGGCCAGUGGUCAGCUGCUAAGCGCGAUGUCGAACGCGACAUCCUGCCUAUGUGUCGUGACAUGGGACUAGCGAUGUGUCCCUGGGGUGCUCUGGGUGGCGGCAACUUCAAGACAGACGAACAGCGCAAACAACAGGCCGACAAGGGUCGCAAUUUCAGACCAGCCACCGAAGCAGAUGUCGCUGUCACUAAAGUCUUGAGUGAGCUGUCUGAAGCGAAGGGCAAGUCAAUCACUUCUCUUGCUCUGGCUUAUGUCUUGCACAGUCAGCCAUAUGUAUUUCCUAUCGUCGGCGUUCGCACUGCUAAGCACCUGCAAGACAACAUCGACGCACUCGAUAUCAAGCUGAGCGAGGACGAGCUAUCGAGAAUCAACAAAGCUUCUAACUUCUCGCUCGGCUUUCCACAUGAUAUGAUUGGGCAGCACCCAUCCGAGUCUUGGCUUCUCUCGUCGUCGGGGGCAUACGCCUUUGAACCACACGCAAAACCGUUUUGACUCUCAAACAGAGCACAACAUAGAAAUAGUGGAACAAACAGGCGAUGAACUUUUAGAUAUGAAGUUCGUCUACCUAUGACAACCUCAUGCUUCCAAAUGUGGACCUCUGUGUAGGUAAA
Messenger RNA from Protomyces lactucae-debilis, 1360 nucleotides. RefSeq names its product norsolorinic acid reductase. The record is from RefSeq and is a predicted model, not a curated record. NCBI's taxonomy places the organism in Eukaryota, Fungi, Ascomycota, Taphrinomycetes, Taphrinales, Protomycetaceae. The transcript has 2 exons. Bases 132 to 1241 code for a protein of 369 amino acids.